Nerophis lumbriciformis (worm pipefish) is the source of this 954-nucleotide messenger RNA. NCBI's taxonomy places the organism in Eukaryota, Metazoa, Chordata, Actinopteri, Syngnathiformes, Syngnathidae. The record is from RefSeq and is a predicted model, not a curated record.
AUGCCCCGAUCAUUCCUGGUGAAAAACAAACGAAGCACAUCUUUUAAUAUGCAUAGAUUGUAUGAAGAUGAGACAGGUGUCUCACCCCAGAGCACAGACUCUUCAGACAAGCCUCAAUCUAGGAGCCUGAAUCCACAAACAGACCACAGAGCAAUAGAAAAAAAAGAGACAGAGUUGCAAAGUCCCCUGCCUGUACAUGCUGAGCCUAUCAGACCCCCAGUGAUUCCCACAAAGUCGUACUUCCCUACAGAUCCCCAGAUGGUAGAAUUCCCUCCUUACUAUAAACCGACAUAUUCUUGGGAUCAGGUUCCCUCUCCUUAUCAGUUGGGUUUCAGCCCCACGGUACUGCAGCAUGCCGCCAGUCUGUACAACACACACAUCAGCCGCAGCCCGCAACACCAGCAGCCCCUGGACUGUAGUACACACUACUCUCCAAGCUCCAACACCUACCACUGUAUCACUUGUGAUAAGGUGUUCUCAACAUCUCACGGCCUGGAGGUUCAUGUCAGGAGGUCCCACAGUGGAACGAGACCUUUUGGCUGUAGCAUCUGUAGAAAAACCUUUGGCCACGCCGUCAGUCUCGAGCAACACAUGAAUGUACACUCUCAGGAAAAAAGUUUCGAGUGUAAAAUGUGCGGAAAGUCCUUCAAGCGCUCAUCCACACUCUCCACACAUCUCCUCAUCCACUCUGACACGAGACCAUACCCAUGUCAGUUCUGUGGCAAGAGAUUUCACCAGAAGUCUGACAUGAAGAAACAUACAUAUAUUCACACAGGUGAGAAGCCCCAUAAGUGCCAAGUGUGUGGCAAAGCAUUCAGCCAGAGCUCCAACCUGAUCACCCACAGUAGAAAACACACGGGGUUCAAACCAUUUGGAUGUGACAUAUGUUCCAAGGGCUUUCAACGCAAAGUGGACCUUCGCAGGCACCAUGAAAGUCAGCACAGCAUCAAGUGA